AUUUUUUGGUCUUGCGUGUCGGAUCUAAAUCAGGAUGGAUCCGAUAAUGGAAAUCGAUCCGUUAAGGUUGCCACUAACAAUUCCUCCAUUGACCGGGGUUCAGGAGAUAUAGAGACCGCUCCCUUUCCCUCUCCACCAGAUCGAUUCCUUUGCGACCACGUGCCUUCGGAAAAGAUAGCAGGAGAACUGACCCAAGCAAAAGGGGAAUUCUGAUGGCAGCAUCAAAGAUCCAGGCGUUAUGGAAUCAUCCUGCUGGCCCUAAGACCAUUCAUUUUUGGGCCCCUACUUUCAAAUGGGGCAUUAGCAUCGCAAACGUUGCUGAUUUCACCAAGCCACCUGAGAAGUUAUCCUAUCCUCAGCAAAUUGCUGUGACUUUCACUGGGCUUAUUUGGUCUCGCUAUAGCACAGUAAUUACACCUAAAAACUGGAACCUUUUCAGUGUGAAUGUUGCAAUGGCGGGAACCGGCACAUAUCAACUUUACCGGAAAAUCAGGCUUGAUUACUUUUCCGAGGCACAAGAAUUGCCUACAAAUGAAUGAGAACAAAAUCGUCCUUCAUGAUUCUGUUAGUCUCCAUUGCUCAAUAGAAGACCGAAUACAGGAUGUUUCCAGCUUCUUUGUUCAUGAUAUUCACUGCGUUUUCUUGGUUCUGUUGUAUCACAGAAGUACACCAAUCUAACGUAAAGAUAAUUAUGUUGCCAACUUCAAAAGAUGGAAAUCAAAUACGUUUUUCUUUUUUAUUUCAA
Molecule: messenger RNA, 745 nt
Organism: Dioscorea cayenensis subsp. rotundata (Guinea yam)
Lineage: Eukaryota; Viridiplantae; Streptophyta; Magnoliopsida; Dioscoreales; Dioscoreaceae
Product: mitochondrial pyruvate carrier 4-like
Exons: 6
Coding region: 213-539 (108 amino acids)
Biological process (GO): pyruvate import into mitochondria
Cellular component (GO): mitochondrial inner membrane
Source: RefSeq, a predicted model, not a curated record